Coregonus clupeaformis (lake whitefish) is the source of this 918-nucleotide messenger RNA. RefSeq names its product proteasome subunit beta type-11-like. The record is from RefSeq and is a predicted model, not a curated record. The transcript has a single exon. NCBI's taxonomy places the organism in Eukaryota, Metazoa, Chordata, Actinopteri, Salmoniformes, Salmonidae. Gene Ontology annotation, cellular component: proteasome core complex. The annotation marks the transcript as partial.
UUCCCCAUGUCUCAUGGCACCACCACCCUGGCCUUCAUGUUCCAGGGGGGAGUGAUAGCUGCAGCAGACACACGGUCCAGCUGCAACGGGCUGGUGGCCUGCCCAGCCUCCCAGAAGAUCCUGCCUGUCCACUCCCACUUGGUGGGCACCACCUCAGGCACGUCCGCCGACUGUGCCCUAUGGAAGAGGAUACUGGCUCGGGAGCUCCGGCUUUACCAGCUCCGCCAUGGCAGAAGGCUGUCCACAGCUGGCGCUGCCAAGCUACUAGCCCACAUGCUACACCCGUUUAAGGGCACUGAGCUCUGUGUGGCAGCCACUCUGUGUGGUUGGGAUGGAGGUGAGGUGGUGACAUGUCCUCUUGAGCAUGGCAGCAAAGGGGCGGAUCAGCAAGAGAACAGAUCAAUGAUGGGGAGUGAAACAGAUGAUCUGGCAAAGACAGCAGAAAGUGACUCAAUCUCUCAAGCAGAGGCACGGGGAAAGAAUCAGUGCCUCUCACCAGCCAUGAAUGGGCAGCACUGUACUGCUGGAGGUAAACAGCUGGUGCUCUCUGGCCCCAGCCUGUACUACGUCUGCAGUGACGGGACUCGCCUGCAGGGAGCGCUGUUCUCUGUGGGCUCUGGCUCGCCCUAUGCCUACUCUGUGCUGGACGGAGGGGUACGGUGGGGGCUGACGGUGGAGGAGGCCAUCUCACUGGCCAGAGAGGCUGUGUACAGGGCCACACACAGAGAUGCAUACUCUGGGAACUGUGUGGAUGUGUACCAUAUCACCUCACAUGGGUGGACUCGCAGGGACAGAGAGGAACUAAGAGAGGAGUAUUACAGAGAGAAGGAGAGAGAAAGAGUGAAGGUGAAGGAAAGGAGGGAGAAACAGGAAGGGGUGGAAGAUGGACAGAGCAGUGGUGGAAAUAAGUUAAACUAA